UUGUUUUGUUGCUUUAUAUUAUUCGUAAAGGUAGUCGAAGUUCUUCACCAAAUUAGCACCCCUCUUCCUCUCAAAAACUCCUAUUUCACUAUUUGUAGCUAUACUAUAUACUUCCAUACAUCCCAAUGUUGGAAAAUCUCCAUUUCAAGAUUGAUAAAUUUUGUCCAAGAAAGACAAUCCAUUCCCUCCUAAUUUUUUUGCUCAAAUGCUCAUUUUUCCUAGUAAUCCUCCUCCUCUUCCAAAUCUAUUCCCUACGUUCAAUCCUCAACUCUCCACCACCGCCACCGCCGCCGCCACCCCUCAAGCCGCCGUCAAGAUGCGACGCCGGCCUCGUCUACGUCUACGACCUUCCCCCGGCCUUCAACGCCGACCUCCUCCGCAACUGCCACGAUCUAGACCCAUGGAUAUCUAAAUGCAACACCCUCUCCAACGCCGGCUUCGGCCCCCGUGCCACAUCCCUCCCGGCCAUGCCGGAAGGCCUCACCUCGUCGUGGUACUGGACCGACAUGUUCGCGGCCGAGGUCAUGUACCACGCGAGGAUCAUGAAGCACGAGUGCCGCACCACGGAGCCCCAAUCCGCUACGGCCUUCUACAUACCCUUCUACGCUGGGGUCGCAGUGGGAAAGUAUUUAUUCACCAAUCGCAACUACACCGCAAGGGAUCGAGACUACCAAUGCGAGGACAUGCUGACGUGGCUCAAGGAUCAGCCUCCGUGGAGGCGAUCCAACGGCUCUGACCACUUCAUCCUCCUGGGGAGGAUGACGUGGGAUUUUCGCCGGCGUGGAGACGAAGACUGGGGGUCCAGCUUCGUCUACAUGCCGGUGAUGAAGCAGAUCGUGCGGCUGACCGUCGAGCGGGACCCAUGGGACCACCGCGAGAUCAGUGUUCCCUACCCCACCGGAUUCCACCCAAAGUCAAAAUUGGAAGUUGACCAAUGGGUUGAUUUUGUUACAUCUCGCAAUAGGACUAGCUUGUUCACAUUUGUGGGAGCCAAGCGGAAUAAGAUCAAGGAUGAUUUUAGAUCUUUACUUCUAAGCUAUUGCUACAACGAGACGGGGUCGUGUCGCGUUGUGGACUGCUCAGGAUCGCGGUGCUACAAGGGUACGCCCGAGAUCCAGGAGGCGUUCCUGGGGUCGGAUUUUUGCCUGCAGCCUAGGGGGGACGCGCAUACUAGAAGAUCGACGUUCGAUUGUAUGCUGGCCGGUUCGAUUCCGGUUUUCUUCUGGAGGAGGAGUAUUGAGCAUCAGUAUGAGUUGUUCUUGGGCGACGAACCGGACCGGUUUUCGGUGUUUAUUGAUUGGAAGGAUGUUAGGAAUGGUUUGUCGAUUAGGAAAGUGUUGGAAGGGUAUAGUAGGGAAGAGGUAAGAAGGAUGAGAGAGAAGGUUAUUAGUUUGAUACCAAAUUUUAUUUAUGGAGAUGGGAAUGGGAUUGGUAAAGAUGCAUUUGAUAUUGCUACUGAUGGAGUGAUUAAGAAAAUCAAGGAACAAAAUGAAUCCAACAUGAGAUAGAAGCCUACUUUGUCACAAGAAGAAGAAGAAGAGGUGCAAGGCCGGCAAAUCUAGGUAUGUAUGUACGGAGUUGAAAAGGUCAAAUUUUUUUAUACCUAAUUACUAAAAAUGUCAAUUUUUUGAGAAAACGAUUGUGUUGAAAUAUCAUCAGAGAUAGAUAUUACUGUUUUAGUUAAAGAUUUAGUUAUGUUCUUUUCUAUUUUCUUAUAGAAUAUACUUAUUGUGACAAAAUUCUCUUGUAUUUGCAAUAAAGGGAUAUUUUAUUUUCA
Messenger RNA from Salvia hispanica, 1777 nucleotides. The record is from RefSeq and is a predicted model, not a curated record. NCBI's taxonomy places the organism in Eukaryota, Viridiplantae, Streptophyta, Magnoliopsida, Lamiales, Lamiaceae.